GGUCUAGAAGAGAGGACCAGAACAGUAGUCUGUUCAAGAAGAGAGGACCAGAACAGUAGUCUGUUAUAGAAGAGAACAAAAAAAGCAACUACUGUGAAUAUCAUUAUUUGACCCUGCUGGUAUGAACAUUUGAACAUCUUGGCCAUGUUCUGUUAUAAUUUCCACACGGCACAGCCAGAAGAGGACAGGCCACCCCUCAUAACCUGGUUCCUCUCUAGGUUUCUUCCUAGGUUCUGGCCUUUCUAGGGAGUUUUUCCGAGCUACACCUGCAUUGCUUGCUGUUUGUGGUUUUAGGCUGGGUUUCUGUACAGCACUUUGAUAUAUUAGCUGAUGUAAGAAGGGCUAUAUAAAUACAUUUGAUUUGAUUUUGAUUUGAUUUGGACUACAGGAAAAGGAGGACCGAGCACGCCCCCUUUCUCAUCGCCUGGGCUGUCGUGGAGCAGGUUGAGAACUUCAAGUUCCUUGGUGUCCACAUCACCAACAAACUAGAAUGGUCCAAACACACCAAGACAGUCAUGAAGAGGGCACAACAAAGCCUAUUCCCCCUCAGGAAACUAAAAAGAUUUGGCAUGGGUCUUCAGAUCCUCAAAAAGUUCUACAGCUGCACCAUCGAGAGCAUCCUGACUGGUUGCCUCACUGCCUGGUACGGCAAUUGCUCGGCCUCUGACCGCAAGGCACUACAGAGGGUAGUGCGUACGGCCCAGUACAUCACUGGGGCCAAGCUUCCUGCCAUCCAGGAUCUCUAUACCUGGCGGUGACAGAGGAAGGCCCUGACAGUCAUAGACUGUUCUCUCUACUACCGCAUGGCAAGCGGUACCGGAGUGCCAAGUCUAGGACAAAAAGGCUUCUCAACAGUUCUUACCCCCAAGCCAUAAGACUCCUGAACAGGGGCCCUAAUACUGAGACUUGGACUGAAAGAAGAGCACAGUCACACAUGGACUGACCCUGCUUUUGGUCUGUUAGUGCUGCUCAGGGUGAUCUGAGAUGGUCAGACUAUAUACCUACAGCUAUGAAGAACAGUGUGGACACACCUGGGCAGACUUGAAUGGAGGCACAGACCUGAAUACUCCUGGACAUAUAAAUAGACCUGCAAUCAGAAGCCUGAGCACACUGAGACCUCCACUGCUCUAAACAAGCCUCACCAUUGGCCAGUCACAUCCUGACCUGUGGCUGUUCCCGGUGGGCAGGGUUAAGAUGAGCCUGUCCAAUCAAAGCUGUGGUAGUAGCAUUGACGACCUGCGGCGCUACCAACAUCAUGUUUACGCAGUUGUCUACAGCGUCAUCUUGGCCCCGGGCCUUCUGGGUAAUGUCCUGGCUCUUUGGGUGUUCCAGGCAUACGUCAGGGAGACCAAGAGAGGUGUGGUGUUCAUGAUGAACCUGGCUGUAGCUGAUCUCAUGCAGGUCCUCUCCCUACCUCUCCGUAUCUACUACUACCUGAACCAUACCUGGCCAUUCGGCCAGCCUCUCUGCAUGUUGUGUUUCUACCUGAAAUACGUCAACAUGUACGCCUCUAUAUUCUUCCUGGUGUGUGUGAGUGUGCGGCGCUGUGAGCUCAUCAUGCACCCGCUGAGGUACCGUUCCAACAGACGACGAGGGGACAUGUGUGUAUGUGCCGCUGGCUGGUUGCUGGUCUGUCUCGGCUGUCUGCCUUUCCCUCUGCUCCGAAACACCAGCCUGACCCCUGACCUCUACACUCACACUGCCCCCUAUGACCUUACCCCUAACCCCUAUGCCUCCAGUCCUAGCUCAUAUGCCCCAGCCCCCAACUCUUCCCCAACCCCUACACCUGGCCCUACCUCCCUGGUGGCGGUGUGUUUUGCGGAGCUCCCCAUGCGUGAAGUCAGCCCUGCGGCCGGCUGGGCUCUGAUGGUGGGGGCGGAGCUGGUUGGCUUCAUCCUCCCUCUGAUCCUAGUUCUGACCUGCGCCUGUCUGUCAGCCGGCAGCCUGCGAGUCCACAGGGGGGAGGGGGAGGGGGGAGGGGUGAAGGACCAUGGGGAGAAGAAGAGGGCGUUGAGGAUGGUGUUGAGCUGUGCCGGGGUGUUCCUGCUCUGCUUCUCCCCAUACCAUGUCACCAUGCCACUAGACUUUCUGGCAAAGGCCGAUGCCCUGGGGAGCUGUGAGGUCAGAGAGAUGGUGCUGCGAUGCCAUCCUGUCACCCUCUGUCUUGCCAGUCUCAACUCAGGACUGGACCCUCUCAUGUAUUACUUUACUACAGAUGAGUUUAGGAGAAGAUUCAGCAGGCCAGAAAUACCUGAAAGCUUCAGUCUGGCUCCAAGACUAUCCUGUACUAGUGGUGGGGGGGAGAAGGACCUGCCUCUGACACCUGAACCUGACCUAUAACCCCUCAGCAGGCCAGCGAUACCUGAGCGCUUCAGUCUGGCUCCAAUAAUCUCCUGUACUAGUGGUGGGGGGAGCAAGGACUUGCCUCUAACCCCUGACCUCUAACCCUGACCCCAAGACUGUCCUGUACUGGUGGAGUCUGUACAUAUCCAGCAGUCUAUGGUCUAGAAUAGCCAUGUAGGGUACAUAUCCAGCAGUCUAUGGUCUAGAAUAGCCAUGUAGGGUACAUAUCCAGCAGUCUAUGGUGGAGUAACAACAAUAUAGAUAUAUAUAUAUAUAACAUCUAGAGGUCAGGGUUCACCCUGACCUCUAACCCCAAGACUGUCCUGUUCUGCCAUGGACAGCAAGGCAUGGGGGGAAAGAGAAACAAGGACAAAGACUGAACCCUGACCUCUAACCACAAAAUUGUCCUGUUCUGCUGUGGACAGCAAGUCAUGGGUGAAGAGGGGAAACAAGGACAAAGGGAACAAGGAGAGCGUUUCAAAUGUGAACUAAAGACAGUUUAUUACUCCAAAUGUGGACAUCUGCUGGACUGGUUUUGGAACUGCCGGUCUGUGGUAAAAAAUGAGCGUUCAUCUCAGCCUAGACUGCCUUUCAGUCCCUAGACUUGUUGGUCCUGGUGGAGAUAUGGAUCACCCCAGUGAACACUGCUACUCCAGUUGCCCUGUCUUUAUCUGACUCUCAUAGUCCGAGAGCAUCUGGUCAUCACUGUGGUGGCACAGUGCUACUCAUUUCUCAUAAUGGGAGAUUUUCUACUUUCUCCCUCACCUGUCCAUCUCCUCAUUUGAAUUCCAUGCUGUCAAUGUCACUUGUCAACUAAAGCUUAACAUUGUUUUAAUCUAUCGCCCAUCAGGUUCCCUUAGAGAGUUCCUCAAUGAGCUUGACACCUUGAUAACCUCAUUUCGUGACAAUGGCUCACCGCAAUCUCCUUUUCUUUCUCCCUUUCCUCCAACCAUAACCACUCAGCCCCUACCUAGAUGGUCAUGCACUGUCGUAAUCUUUUCUGUCUCUCUCCCACUACUCUCUCCUCUUCUAUCCUAUCUUCUCUCCCUUCUGCUAAAUCCUUCUCCCUCCUGUCUCCAUAUUCUGCCUCUUCGACCCGACUCUUUUUCUGCAUCCUAUGACUCUCACUGUCUCCUUUCCACCGGCCGGCUCCCAACCGGCUCAGGCUUCCCUUCCUGCUCCGUGGCUGAGUGACUCAUUACGAGCUUACAGAACAGGGCUGCAGACAGCUGAAUGACUCAUUAGGAGCUUACAGAACAGGGCUGCAGGCAGCUGAAUGACUCAUUAGGAUCUUACAGAACAGGGCUGCAGGCAGCUGAAUGACUCAUUAGGAGCUUACAGAACAGGGCUGCAGGCUGCUGAAUGACUCAUUAGGAGCUUACAGAACAGGGCUGCAGGCAGCUGAAUGACUCAUUAGGAGCUUACAGAACAGGGCUGCAGGCAGCUGAGUGAAAAUGGAGGAAAACUAAAUCAUUAUUUUACUCCCUCUUCUCUACCUUCUGUUCCUCUGUAUCUGCUGCUAACGCCACUUUCUAUCACUCUAAAUUUAAGAUUCUGCCUCUAACCCUAGGAAACUAUUUUCCUCGCCUUAAUCCCCCUCCCUCCUUCCUCCUCCCUCUCUGCAGACGACUUUGUCAACCACUUUGAACAGAAGGUUGACAACAUCUACUCCUCAUUCACUAUUGAAUCCACUGGUCCCAGAACUACCCUACGCCUGGACUUUUUUUUCGCCAGAUGAAAUCCUGCGACUAGUGAUUUCCGUCCGCCCGACAAUCUGCCCGCUCAACCCCACACCCUCCUCCCUUCUCCAGACCAUCUCUGGAGACCUUCUCCUAUUCGUCAUUUCCCUCAUCAACUCAUCCCUGAUCACAGGCUGCAUCCCCUCUGACUUCAAAAUGGCAGAGUCACUCCCCUCCUCAAGAAACCAACAAUUGACAUCAGAAACUAGGGAACGAUAUUCUAGAUCCUAACUAGUCAGGCUUCAAGACGGGUCACUCAACCCAGACUGCUCUCCUCUGUGUCACGGAUGCUCUCCACACUUCCAAACUGACUCUCUCUCGGUUCUCAUCCUCUUAGAUCUUUCCGCUGCCUUAUCGUGAAC
Oncorhynchus masou masou (cherry salmon) is the source of this 4444-nucleotide messenger RNA. It is a transcript of the gene gpr174, whose product is annotated as G protein-coupled receptor 174. The transcript has 3 exons. Bases 1195 to 2340 code for a protein of 381 amino acids. Gene Ontology annotation, cellular component: plasma membrane. Gene Ontology annotation, biological process: positive regulation of Rho protein signal transduction; phospholipase C-activating G protein-coupled receptor signaling pathway. Gene Ontology annotation, molecular function: G protein-coupled receptor activity. NCBI's taxonomy places the organism in Eukaryota, Metazoa, Chordata, Actinopteri, Salmoniformes, Salmonidae. The record is from RefSeq and is a predicted model, not a curated record.